Molecule: messenger RNA, 4036 nt
Organism: Esox lucius (northern pike)
Lineage: Eukaryota; Metazoa; Chordata; Actinopteri; Esociformes; Esocidae
Gene: pms1
Product: PMS1 homolog 1, mismatch repair system component
Exons: 15
Coding region: 1054-3849 (931 amino acids)
Biological process (GO): mismatch repair
Cellular component (GO): MutLalpha complex
Molecular function (GO): ATP-dependent DNA damage sensor activity; mismatched DNA binding; ATP binding
Source: RefSeq, a predicted model, not a curated record
UGAAUACACUUUAUUCAUUUGAAAACAUACAAAAAUGUGUCACUCAGAAAAUAAGCCCACCAGGGAGUCAUUUACAAUAGGAUUAUAAAAUACUUGCUGCUGCAAUACACAGAGAUCAUAGGCUGCAGGUACAAGAUAAAUUAUGAACAUGAGCUGCUUGUAUGUUUAUGAUUUUGUUUUUUCUUCAAUGACUCCUGCAGUGAUUUUCAACACGUCAUGAGUAUUUGGACUUUGCUUUCAGAACAUUGCUUGGCUUGAGAUUGAAAGUUUGACAUUGCAUCAUAUUCUCAGAUUUCUAAAGCUCUUGAAAAUGCAGAUUCAAGCAAAAAUAAAUAACUCUCUGGGCAAGUAUUUGCUUGAUUAGCUGAUGUGAAUUAAUUACGUUUUGCAACAGUAACCGUAAAUAACCCAGACCGUUACCAACGUUUUGAAACGGCUAGUCUGAAUAAAUACACCCCAGGUAUCUCAGCAGUUUCGAGAAAGCGUUUAACAGUUUCACUUUAAAAUGACAUCAAAGUUACUUUACAGUAAUGUACUAAGAGGCGAAUAUAUUCAAAAUAAGUUGCAAUAAAGAUUUUCAUUCACCAAUAGAAUGCCAAACACGUGUAAUCGUUGAAGAAAAUCUCUGCGUGCCAAGACAUUGCUUGGUAGCAGUUAGCAGACCUAUAAACAACUUUCAAAGCCUUUGAUAAAAAGUUGGGUAUUUACCAGGUUAACUAGUUGGACUCUGAUACAUAACUUAGAGUUUAGUCUAGAAAGCUAAACGUAAAUUCAACAACAAAAAACAUUGGACUUUCUAUGUUAAGACUAAGAGAGAUAGUUUGCACAUCUUUAACUUAUGUAAUCAUAUUUCUAGCUAGCUGGUUAGCUUAGCUAAACUAGCUAUCAAGCUUAACCAUACAAGAUUACUAAUAAUGUUUACAUUAUUUUCUUAUUUUAUUUUGUCCAGCUAAUAAUGAUUCAGCUAGAAACUAACACCGUUAGCUGAAGUUCGUUGGCUAAUAGGCAAGCUCCAGGCGUCUGUAAACGGUAACGUCAACUAGCUGGUUAAUCAUGCGUCAGCUCCCUGCUGACACCGUGCGACUUCUGUCCAGCUCUCAGGUCAUCACCUCUGUGGUAAACGUUGUGAAGGAACUGCUGGAGAAUUCCUUGGAUGCUGGUGCAUUGAGGAUCGACAUUAUACUGGAGAAUUAUGGUCUGGAACGAAUUGAAAUACGAGACAAUGGCUUGGGCAUCACAGCCACGGAUGCUGCAGUGAUGGCUGUAAAACACUACACAUCAAAGAUCUGCAGCCAUGAUGACCUGGAGCGCCUGGAAACAUAUGGGUUCAGAGGUGAAGCCCUGAGCUCCAUUUGCGCUGUGGCUGAGGUAGCUGUCACAACAAAGACCGCAGAGGAUGACGUUGGCACCCAGUACAUGCUUGACCAAACAGGAAGAGUUGUCUCCCAGAAGCCCUCGCACCUUGGCCAAGGUACCACAGUUUGUGCACUGAAGCUUUUUAAGAAUCUCCCAGUGAGGAGGCAGUACUAUGCUAACAUAAAGAAGUGUAAGGAGGAAUUCAAGAAGGUGCAGGACCUGCUCAUGGCCUAUGCCAUUGUAAAACCAGAGCUCAGACUCACCCUCACUCACAACAAGGUUGUGGUGUGGCAGAAGGCCAAGGUGUCCGAUCACAGGAUGGCUCUCAUGGCUACGCUGGGGCCCAACGCUGUAGCCCAUCUGCUUCCCGUCCACCAUCAACAGGAACAACCAGAGAUUCUGAUAGAUGGAUUCUUUCCCAAACCUGGUAUGGAUUGCUCUUUAGCAAGCUCCAGUAACCCUGAUAAAACAUUUAUCUUUGUGAAUGAGCGACCUGUCCACCAGAAAGAUGUCCUGAAGCUGGUGCGGCAGCACUACCUGGCUCAGUACCCGGCAGACUCUGCCCGCAGCCGUUAUCCCAUUAUGAUGCUCAACAUCGCUGUUCCCGUAUCCUCUGUAGAUGUAAACUUAACCCCCGACAAGACCCAGAUUCUGUUCCACAACAAGGAGGAAGUGCUGGCUGCAGUGGAAACGCUGCUGGUUUCCCUCUAUGGGUCUGGGUCUUCUGCUGAGGUUCCACCAGUGACUGGAAAAGAUGAUAGCUUGUGUGCUGGCCCAUCAUCACUGGGGGACAGUAUGGGAAACACUGAGGUAGAAGGCCUUACGGACCAUAGUGUCAAUGAGGUCAUUGACCGCACUUCUGACCGCAGUGACGGCGAUCCAUCCAGGGUGGUGGCUGAUGACCAGACCGCAAAUACCAGCUCUUCAUCUUCAUCUGAGGACUGGAUAAUCAACCAAAUCCCAGGCGACUUUGGCCUGACCUUUCCACUUCUGGCUGAUGAUAUGCCUGUGACCUGCGAUGGGAUAACAGACCUAGGCCCAGCCAAAGGCAAGGAGAUACUUGACCAGCACCAAAAAGGCCCUGACAAAGGCAAAGAUGCCAGUCAGUUAACAGCAGCGAGCUGGAGUCGAGGCACAGCUCUGACACACCCCUCCACAGGAGAGCCAUUGCAGCCUGUCAAGCUCCACCUGCCCGCUGGAGACAACAGUGGUCAUGACCUGGUUGAGGCCACAGGUCCGCUUAUCUCUGGUAAAAAAGUGUCAAACACUAUAACAGAGAAUCCUGCAGCACUGACUGCCUUCGACCUCAUCAGUAACCGUGCCAUAAGGACCCCCCUGUCUCCCGCCGCACUGUUUGAGAAGGAGACCUGGGCAGAGGUUCUCCGAGAGAAGCCCACAGCCAGCCUCCAGGACAUCACUGCUGCCGUGCAGGAGAGAUGGAAAAACCUGGGGGAGGAGGACCGAAAGAAACAACUGCAUCUGAUUACCAGACUUAAUGUGGAAAGUGCCAAGCAGAUGCCAUACAGAAGAUAUGAUGAUAAGGCAAAGAAACACCUGGAACGCUAUGACCUACAGACCAAGCUGGCCUCUGAUCGAGGUGUGAGAGAGCCCGAGAGGCGUCUAAGUAUGGGUUCCCCGCUGAGUCGGCCCCAAGGUCAGAAACGCAAGGUCCUACUUUCCAACCAACCCAUCCUGGACAAGCUCUUCUCCCAACCCCAAAAGAAGAGGAGCCCCGGCUCCAAGCCAUCACAACCCUUACCAUUCAGUGUGGUUGCCCUCAGACAGCGGCUUCAUCACCUCAAGUCCCAGAGCAGCCCAAGACCUAGGGGAUUGCGGCUUGUAAACCGCUUGGCCUCUCAAAGCGCCUGGGUCGUUUUAUGCGAUAGAAAGCUCAUGUUGUUAAAUCCAUUUCGGGUAGAGGAGGCCUUGCUGUUUAAGAGACUUCUGGAGAAUAAUAUACUUCCAGCAGUGAGCCUGCAGAACCCUAUACAGUUAACAGAUGGUGUCCUAGGAGGUUCUGAGUAUACUCAGACUCUCUGUAACAUUGAGGAGAGAAGUCAUGAGCUGAGUGGAGCGGCCUUCUUCUCAGAUCCCAGGCUUGUGGCCAACGGGUUUCAAAUCAAACUCACUCCAGGCUCCUCAUCCACUGAGAGACAUCUGGAAGUGACAGCAAUGGCCAACUGUGUGCCUUUCCUCGGUAUAGAGGACCUCAGGGAAAUCUUGACAGCUAUUCUGCACAGGAAUGCUAAGACCGUGCAGGAUUGCCGGCCACUAAAAGUCACCAACUAUCUUCAGGGAGAAGCUGUUCGACUGGCACGUCAGCUGCCUGUGAACCUUGCCAAAGAGGAUGUGGAAGAUACACUUCUGCGGAUGCAACAACAGCUGAAGGAUACUAGUCAAGCCUGCAUCCAUGGACGAUCUUUCUUCCACCACCUUUCAGAUGUUCCUGAUACAGAACAAGAGGCCCUGGAAAUCAAGUCCAACAUUCUUUAACCUUGCUACCUUUUCAUAACAAUUUUGGUAUUGUGGUAGUUGAAACAAUCACUGUAUACUUCAUUUGCUGCUGAUGCUGCUCACGAUUAAGUGAAUACAGCAUCAAUAACUUUUUCACAGCUCAUAAAUGUCUACUAAUUUGUCUACUAAUGUUAAUCAAAGAUCAAUAAAUAUAUAUAUUACUGUA